UGCAGCUGCAACGCGCAGUUGCUCAGUUCGGGACGGGCAAUAUCAUCCUGUCUGUUGUUGUUGCAGGGCUGGUCGUGCUCGCGGUCGACUAUGCGUGGAUGCUGUAUCUGCAUUUUAAAAUGGUCAGUAUACAUACAAACUACUACACCAUGUUCUAGUGAGCUGACGCCUGGCAGCCCCCUGGACCACUCCCUCUCCCCAUCAUCGGCAACACCCAUCUCCUCCCGGACUGCAAACCAUGGAUCUACUUCGAGAAACUCUCCAAAGAAUACAACGCCCCGCUCAUCACCUUCUGGAUCGGCCGCAACCCCACCGUCUGGAUCUGCGAUGCCUGGUGCGCCAACGAGCUACUCGACAAGCGCGCGGGCAUCUACGCGUCGCGCCCAAGGAUGGUCGUCUUCGGCGAGCUGGGCACCGGCCAGACGAACCUGGUCACCAUGUACUACGGCGAGCGGUGGAGGCUGCACCGCAAGCUGA
Rasamsonia emersonii CBS 393.64 is the source of this 477-nucleotide messenger RNA. RefSeq lists its product as uncharacterized. The annotation marks the transcript as partial. The record is from RefSeq and is a predicted model, not a curated record. The transcript has a single exon. Lineage: Eukaryota; Fungi; Ascomycota; Eurotiomycetes; Eurotiales; Trichocomaceae.